Messenger RNA from Rattus norvegicus (Norway rat), 15474 nucleotides. The record is from RefSeq and is a predicted model, not a curated record. NCBI's taxonomy places the organism in Eukaryota, Metazoa, Chordata, Mammalia, Rodentia, Muridae.
GUCGGCGGCUGGAGGCUCAGCUGACUGCAGGCGCGAGGUACCGAGGCGAGCCCGAGCCAGCGGGCACAGAGCCAGCUCUGCCGGUCCAUCUCCAGCCGGCAAACUCUGCCUGCCAAACCCAGGGCCCUCUGCGGGAAUGUUCAAAAAUGAGUACCAGGGAGGCGCAUUUGUUGAAAUUUUUAGCGCUCAGGGGAAAAAUCCUGGAGCAAAGUGGAAGAUCUUGGGCAGUCCAUCUGUGAUCUGGAAAGAGUUUGAUAAAGAAGUUAAAAGCUUUGUGUUUGUCCUGGAAGGCAGCAGCCAAACCAACAGAAUCCAGUUGCCGAAGGAGAAUAAGCAAAUCCUUGGACUGAUCCAGAGGUUUCUUGUGCUACAGAUUUACGUGCCCCUGGGACAGGACUUCUCCACCGAAUUACUAAUUACUGACUUAGGAAACAUCAAAAGAAGGUUGUAUUUAUCAACAGUCCAUAAGGAAGUGUCUUCAACACCUCUUCACGCAAAAAUCCCACUCUUCAUGAUCAAGCGUAAAAUCUGGUGCAAUCUGUGCAUUGACCUGGUCGCCUUCACCAGUGAGAUAUUCAAAGGAGCAGUUUUCCAGUCGCUGGAUGGAAUUAUCGUCUCUGCUAACUGUAAGCUGCGGAAGAUCUUCACUUUGAAAUUCAAGCCUCGAGAGACGGCCGAUAGAGACGAUGAACCCGCAGAUAUUAUUCCACGAAGCUGUCAACUCGCAACAGAUGUUCCGCAUGUCACACAGCUGCUUAACAUGACAAAACUUCGCCAAACUGAAAUUAAAUUUGGAGGUCAUCCUCUAAGAUCUGCAGAAUCAGAACUGUGAUCUGCUAGGAGAAAGGAGAAGACAGGGAGACACGUGAAGCAAUGCUUUCCUGUGGACUGGUUAUCCCUCUUCCAUAGAGUGGUUACUCCCCUACUGAAGUGCACUUAUUCAAGUACUACGGUGAAAGGCAAGUAAUGCUGUCCUCUGUGAAGGAACUGUGGGAAUGGAAGGACUGCAGCGGGAUGCAAGUUCAUUGCCAGUUUAAAAAGGAGCUGCAGUUCAGCUGUGGACAGUGCUGUCCUGCUUGAAUAUGUAUCCUUCAAUUUUAAAUAGUCUCCAAAAAAUUUUUAAUUCAUCUUAUUUUAUUGGCUAUUUUUUAUUUACAUUUCAAAUGUUAUUCCCUUUCCCAGUUUCCCCCCAAAAUUUUUAAAUACCUCCUGAACUAAACAAAAUAUGAGACUUCCCAUGUUCUACAUCUGUACAGACUUAAUCCCAGUUGACUAAAUCAAUGAAACUUUAUAUCAAGCCCAAUAUAAGGUCAACUCCCUAGAUAUUUGAACCCCUAGGAUAUUUUUAAAUUACAACAUUUAACAGCACAAAAUAUUUUUUUCUGAUAUCUGAUUUCUGAUAUCUCCUCUCAGAGAGACUCUUUGUUAAUUUGGUAGUUUUGUUUUUAACAUCCUCCAGUGAUUGUUAUAUGCAGCCAACACUGAGAAUACUGGAUCGCAGCCUGGGAAGGUCAUGUGAUUCAAGUAGCACUCAGAUGUAAGGAGCUAAUUCAAAGGAAGAUAAAGAAACGCCAUAGUGGCCAUAGUGAGAGACCAUCUGUGGAAGAAGUAGAUCCUCGAAGUAUUCUGUGUAUAUUUAUAUAUUUAUAAUAAAUUAAUAAGAUACUUAUAGAAGUGUGUCAGCACAGAAGAUUGAGUAAGAGCAAGGAGAUAGCAAUCUAUCUUUCAGGGUUGCUGAAAAAUAUUCCUUUUUCAAAGGCUUCAUGUAAAGGAAUGGCUUGAGUGACUGAACACUCUGCUAGAACCACACUGUGGGAGUAGCUUACAUUCCUCAAGUAAAGAAGUGGGAUGUUUUAGGAAAGUGAAUUUGACAGCAGGAUGCCAGGUGAAUUUUGAAACAAGGUGAGGUAAAAGACCAUGGAGAGUAACUAACACGUCUCUGCAGUGAUCAGACAUAAAAUGUCAAGGGUCCAGGAUGGCAGAAGCUGGGCCAGUAGAAAGCAGUGGCUCUGAGGGAAGCUGGGGGAACAAUGGCAAUGUGUGGCUUCUCAGAUAAGAGAGAUGGUCAAGAGCGUGCUCAGAACUUGAAAGAAGGUCAGAUAGAAACAGAUGUUUGUGAUGAAGGUUGUUGAGAGCAGGAACCUCCUUAAUCCACCUGUCUUUUCUCUCUCAGUUGUGGAAGUUAUAGAUCCAUAACAAAUCGGCCUCCUUUUUGUCCUUUUUGACAAUACAAAAGGAGUUUGUAUGUCAGUGGGCACUUCAUUAUUAACUCUUGAUUGCACCAUUUCCAAACUCACAGAAAAGCAGAGAGACAAUGUAUGAUGCAAACCUCACCUGCUUUAUAAUCCCCAGCAUUGAGUGGGCCCUUUUGCUGGCAGUGGGGCAAAUGGUGAAAUACAUGUGCAUGCUAUCUAUACUAUGUAGAAUGAGACACCAAGAGAAAUAGGAAGAUUUCACGCAAGCAGUGUUUAUUAAGACACCAUGGGAAGACAUAUAAAAAAGCAGAAACAUAAGCUCACUGGCUUUCAGGUGGCGGCUUACUCUUAAGAUUUGCCACAAAGUACAGGAAGAGUGUUUUCAAUGACAAACCCUGUAAUCUGCACCUAAUAUAGUCUGUUACUUUUCAAUACCAAGAAUGACUAAGCUGUGCUGGGCCAUGAUUACAAGUGAUCACUUUUUACCCUCUGUCCUUCCAGUGGAAUGCUUUAUGAACUGUCUUUAAAAUAAAUACAAGUACAUUCACAAUAUCACUGUCAUUUUUAUUUAAAAGUCUCAGAGAUGCUUAAACGGAAUAAGAUUUAGUAAAUACUAACGACGUCAGUGUUACAACUAAACAAAUAUUUUCAUAGGCUUUAUUCAAACCCAACUUACAGAGGAGAAUAUUAGUAUUUCUUUUGCUAACCCUAUUAGUGGACUCUUGGUGCAUAGUAAUAGUCAAUUCAACUUGAGUCAUGUAUGCAGAGUAUUGCUAAUUGCCAAAACCCACAAGUAUAUUUCUUUUUCUUUGUGGAUACUAAUUAUAUCCAUGUAUAACCCAUUAUGUUUGCUCCUCUUAGGUCAGUGUCGCUGCACAUGCAUGAUAGCCAAAAUGACAUGAACAUACAUGGUACUGUGUGGUUCCCUUCCUCCAAGUACAUUUCAGAAGUCGAUUUUUAUAUAUGUGGACUUUAAAGCUUACUAGAAAGGAACUUAUUAGUAUUCUUUCCCUGUACACGGCGUUUGAUUUGAAAGGCAUUUCUAAUGGUCAUGCCUGGGCAGAUGGUUUUUAACCAUGGAUAAGUGUCUUUAUUUGAACUAUUUGUUUUUGUCUUUCAAAAAGUGGACUCCCACCUUGGAAUUUAAUUGCAUAAGAAAAUGACUCGUGUGCUCGUAUAAUUGGAUGUGUGGUGCUCAUGUGAAUUUUGAUAUUUCAUCAUAAAUGCACAUAUUAAAAGAGCCCAAUAAAGCCUCUAGAGAAGUAACCACUUCCUGUGGAUUUUCACACAACCAAAAAGAAAAAAAGAACAGUUUUUUAACUGUUUUUAAACUGUGUUUUAUUUAAUGUGAUAUAGCUUAAUCAAGAGCAUUGGAUGAAAUUAAUAAAACCACUGUUCCUAAGAAGCCAUUGUUUCCAAAAAGCUCCACAUUCCUGCCAUUUUCUUUAUCAAUUCCCAGUUCACAUUAGCUAAUGACUUUAGGACUGUGAAAUCGAAUAAUCUUACUUUCAUUAAUAGGACCCCAGUUUAAUUGAACCAGAGAAUGUGGUCUGAUUAUUGAAAUGGAGCUUUCAGCAUUAAUGACAAGAUACAGUGGCCCACCAAACACAAAUCAAAAGUAGUAAUUAAAAAUUGGAAGGUGGCUUUCCCUAGUGCCUACCUUUUCACAGCAGGUAUCUUACUGGGCUUACACUUCCUUUUUAAAUAAGAGGAAACUGGCACUCUAACCUCCAACUACAACUUCAGAGUAGCGAAUUAAUGCAUCUAAAGAGAAAAGAAAGACAGAGGGGGGUAAAGAGGGAUGGAAGGAGGGAAGGAGGGAGGGAGGGAGGGAAGGAGGGAAGGAAGGAAGGAAGGAUGGAUAUAUUAGUAAGCUGCCUUUUGUACUGGUAAAAUAAGUAUUACAUUCUUGUUUAGAGUCCAUAUUAUGAAAGGAAGACUCAAACCAAUGACUAAAAUCUACUGUGAAACAGAACCUAAAAUAAAAAUAAAUUAGUGUAGGGACUGGAGUGAUGGCUCAGUGAUUAAAAGUACUAACUACUCUUCCAGAGGAGGUCCAGAGUUCAAUUCCCAGCAACCACAUGGUGGCUCACAACCAUCUGUAAUGGGAUCCAAUGCACUCUACUGGUGUGUCUAAAGACAGUGACAGUAUACUCACAUAAAAUAAAUAAAUCUUUUAAAAAAUGAGUACAUUUUGUCAUAAGAGCCAAGACACCACCUAUAACUCAUGGAUCAGUUGAACUAAUGCUGUGAAAAUGGCUGAAUUGCCAAAACCAAUCUGUAGAUCCAGUGCAAACCCUAUGAAAAUUUCAAUGAAAGUCUUCACAUAAAUAGGAAAACACAAAUCCUAAAAUUCAUUAUUAAAGCACAACAGACCCCAGAUAGCCAAAGCAAUCAUGAGCAAAAGACCAAUGGAAGAGGUAUCAAUUUUUUUAUUUCAAAUUAUACUAUGGAUCCAUAAUAAUAAAAAAGUGCAUUAUACUGGCACCAAAUCAGAUAUAUAGAUCAGCAAAAUAAAAUAAAGGAAAAAAGGAAAAACAAAUGAACAAACAAACAAACCCCCCUCCCUCCACCUCUAUUUUGAGAAAGAUGUCCAAAAGAUACAGUGGAUAAAAGACAGCCUUUUCAACAAACGGUACAGGGAAAACUGGAUAUUCAGAGGUAGCAGGGUGAUUCUAGAUUUUUGUCUCACACUUUGUACAUCAAUCAGUUCAAGCUGAUUAAAGAUAAUUCAUACAUGAUGAGAAACUCUGAAACUGUGGGAAAACACUUUAAGAUACAGCCAUAUGCAAGAACUUUUUGAAAAAUACUCUGAAUGCUCAAGAAAUAACACCAAGAAUUGACAACUCUGGUAUCAUGAAAUUAAAACCUGUUGGUUUAAAUAAUAAAAUAAAAUCUUUGCCAUAUUACAAAGGAGCCCACCAAAGACCAGGCAAGCACAAUCUGUAACCUGCUGAAAGUUUUAUUUUCAGCUAACUGAUACUAUCCUUAGAUAUUUAGGACCCAAGAAUAUCCCCAACCAUUUAGUAUAGGGGACUUUUAAAGACAAAACUAAACCUUGUUAUCUUGCAUGGCAGCUGGAGAGGGAGGUUUUGCACAAACAAGCAGUAUAACAGAAGCUAAGAUAAGCAGUUAGCUACAGGGGGAAGUUUGCACAAGUAGGCAGUUUAACAGGAACCAAGAUAAAUAAGCUGGGACAACUUGACCUUGGGUUCCUAGAAUAGAGCUAAUUAAUUUUCCAUGGGAUUCUCCAUAAAGCAGAUCAAAUUCUGGUUAAACUUAAAUAAAUUCAUCUUGUAUAUUUGAAUUAUGCAUCCUCUUUCCCUAUCUUCGAUAAAACAAAACAGCACAACUGAUCAUAUUUCUUCAUUAAAAUGUUUCAGUCUAGAAGGAAUUUGGAAUGGAUAUUGACAGCUGGAAAUGCCUAGACAGUUAGAAUUGGUCAUUGUGCAAACAUGAGACCCAAAGUUUGGAUCCCAGCACCCAUGAACAAAGCCAGGCACCCUAAGCAUACCAGUCACGAGGUCUGAGGGAUAUGGAGACAGAAGGAUCAUGAUCUUGAGUGCUUGCUGCCUUCUAGCCUAGCCAAGAAAACAGGAGUCCAGACUCAGGGAGUGACCCUGCCUCAAAGGAAUAUCUGGAAAUGAUAGAGGAAAAUACCUGAUGCCCUCUUUUUACCUCCAGUAUGUGUACCUGCACAUAUUUUCUUUCACAUAGACACAGAAACAGAUACAAAUAAAUACUUCUUAGAAGGAUAUUGAUCAGUGCUUCUGAGGUCUUUUAUAGAAAACAUUAUCAUAAACCACUUAUAGAGUGAAUUUUUUCUAUGCAAAUUAUACAGUAAUACACAUAGCAUUAACUAAUAAAUCGUGCUUAAUCCACUUGAUACAUGUGUAAUUGUUCUUAUACCAAUCUUUUGUGUUCCAUCUCCUUUUUUAAUUUAAGUUCCAUAGACCCUCCUGCCUUGGUCUCCUAAACAUAGAGAUCACAGGUGUGUGCUCCCAUUCCUGGCACAUUUCUCCUUUAGCUAUUUGAUACAAUACUGCUUGAAAUAACAAGACCCAAAGGCAAGCCACUUAUGCACAGUUGGGGACUGGUUCAAAAGCAUAUGGUAAGCUUUUGUGUAGCUGUGCAAAGAGCAGUGUACUCUGUCUGUCAUGGUCUGGAAUAUGGUCUCAAAAAUGGAAGCCUAGAAUUAUGUCCUAACAUAGUCCCACUGAUGGAAUAAAAGACAUUGUGAUCUAGGUAUGACAUAUGUGGAAAUUUUAAAUACAUGUAAUGAUUACCUCUGGAAGCAGGGACUAAUGCAGACAGGGGUAGGAGGAAGAACGGGCUUUCUCAAGACACAGUGUAUUAGAGAAUUUUAAUUUUCUAACUAUAUCAAUGGUUCAUGUUACUUAUUCAUUAUGUUAGACCAAUUACUGAACAUUUGUAGAUUCUUCUUUAUAUAUUAUGAAGCUUAAAAGUUCCUGAGAAUUGCUAUUAAAUUAAAAUAUAUUUCUCUACCAAAUAUUAAUAUUUUCCUAAUAAGAUACAAUGGAAGCUGGAAUUUGGUGACACACUUAGCACUCAAGAGGCUGAAGCAGAGGGACUUUAAGUUUGAGGCAAGCCUGUGCUGCAUAGUAAAUAUUAAUAUUAUUUAAAUAUAUGUUGAUCAUUUUCUUCCCCUCUCCAAGGUCCUUCCAGAUCCUCUUCCCUUCCCUACCCACUCAACUUUAAGUUCUUUCUCAAAAAAACAAAGAAAAACUCAAUACAACAACAAAAUACCAGAAACCUAGAAGACAAAAAGAAAAAACAAAACAAACAAAAACCCACCAAACUGUAACCAAAUAAUAGAAACAAAACUACCAAAAAAAUGUAUAGUCCAUUAAUAUUGGUCAACUACACCUAAACUCAAAGCCUGUCCUGAAGUUGUUGAUAUACCCAAUAUCGCUCUGUUGAUUUUCCCUCUCCCAGCACAUAUAAGUGACACUUCAGUUGUUAACCUUCAUCCUAAUGGCUAGGUUUUCAUUCAUUCAUUUUGUGAUACAGCAAAAUAAGAUAAAACAAAAACUGUUACAUUGAAGGUAAAAAGGUAACCCCACAAAAGGAAAAGCACUCCAGAGGAGUCACAGGAAUCAGAGGCCCGUUUGUUUGCACACCCAGGGAUUCCUUUGUUAGGAAUCCCUAAACACACUGCACUGGAAGCCAUGAUGUACACAGAGAGGGCCUGAUGCAGCCCAUGUAGGCCCAGUGCUUGCUGUCUCAGUCUCUGAGUUCACAUGAGCUUCCCUCAUGUUGAUUUAGAUGGCCCUGUUCUCCUGGUGUCCUCCAUCCUCUCUGGCAUUUACACUCUGGUUCUGUGGGUAGGAAUUUGGUCGUGACAUCCCACUUAGAGCUGUGUCUUCCAUGGACUCUCACUCUCUGCGCAGUGUCUAGCUGUGGGUCUCUAUAUUUGUUCCCAUCUACUGCAGGAGGAAGCUUUUGUGCUGAUAGCUGAAUAAGGCACUGAACUAUGAAUAUAGCAGAAUAUCAUUGGGAGUCAUUUAAUCAUUACUUUUUUUUUCUUUUAGAUCAAUAUUAUUUGGUUUUGCCCUAGAUGCCUGGGCUAUUUAGUCUUUGUUAGUAACCCAAGGAGUAUCAGGUAUGGACCUCAUCUCAAGGAGUGGGUAUUAAGUCAAAUCAAUUAUUGUUUGGUUACUCCCAUAAGCUUUGUAUCACAAUUGCCAUAGCAAACCUUGAGGCAGUACGCCAUUGUAGAUAAAGGAUUUGUGGCUGGCUUGGUCUUUAUGUUUCUCUUUUGAGAGCAUGUAGAGUAAUUUCCUGUACCAAAGAUACUGUAAAGUAGAGGGGAAGUCUCUCUAAAGGGACCAGCUUGACAUCUCCAUCUUCAGUGUGUAGGUCUUGUCUUCAACAAUGGACCCCUGCCGUCAAUUUGCAGAGAGAAACCUGUAGCCUUGACAACAGCCUGCAUUGUUUGGGGGUUGCCAUUUGGUCCUUCUUGACCAACAACUCAAUUAGAUAUAACCCAAACUCAGUACUGGAAGCUUCGCUGGGUAAAAAGAGAUGGCUAGUUAGGGCUACGACUCCUCCAUUAUUCGACUUAUUUGAUCACCUUCACAACACACAUGAUAAAUAGACAGACAGACAGAUGGAUAGAUGUUGGAGGGGGACACUACAGGGACCCAUUUAUGGUUGUGUUCCCUAGAAACUAACUUAGUACUUAGCUACUUAAUACAAAUACUUACCAGGAGCCCAGGAAAGACUUGCUGACUGAGUGAUCAAAUGAAUAUACAAAAUGAUGCUACCCAGAUGACUUGAACAAUUAAUCAUGGUCAUACCCAAAGCUAGCAUUUAGUGAGCUGUUGCUGUGUUCCGCGCUCUACAGCGCAGGCACGGCUGUUGCACUUUAAUUCUCACGCAGCCUACUGUGGCAACACCAUCGAAAUGACACUCACAGACGAGGAAACUGAUCUGUCACAGAUGAAAAGAGCGAGCGGCCGAGCUGGCACACGAGCAGAAGGCUGGCGUUGGAGGUGCGUCUUCACUACUGACUCCCUCCACAAUCUCCCCUCGGUCGGUAUCUUGAAGAUUAUUUCCCAGAAGCCUGCUGGAUUUAUGGGGAAAUGCCCUAUUUCCAACCCAAAUCCUGGACAAAAUAAACUAUUUCUUAUUCAGAAUAGAACGCUUUCUCAAAAUAAAACCAUGUCUCUUAAAAUUAGUUUUUUUCUCAUAAGCAUAAGGAAUAAAACUAGGCUAAUUCUUCUUUGUCAAUAAAUCAAGACCUUGUAGAGAAAACUAUAUCCUGCACACUUGUAUCCUUGUAUCUUGUGGAGCUGGCCAAGCUUCGCACACUAUCUGAGGUCAGCACAGAAAGAUACAAUCUAUUUGCAGUUGUUAAUAUUAUUUUAUUGCCUUUAAAAAGUGUCACAAACUUUUCUAUUAAUGAGAGAAGUACAUACUGGUUUUAAUUAUUUGCAGAAGUUGAAGAGGGAUUAUAAUCUCCCAGAGCCUUUCCCGCUUGAGGCAUUUACCUCUCUGCUUUUCUUUUCAUCAUGUUUCCAUGGCUUGUAGACUGACAGUUCUCCAACAGUCAGAAAACAGCAUUCAAUUGAAUACCACACACUGGGCAUUGACUCAAAUUAGCCAGUUACCCCACAGCCCACCAGUACCUUUUGGAAUGCCUUACCUACCAGGCACUAAAGCCUUCUCUUAUCUUCUGCGCCCCAACCCUCAACUCCCCUACCUUUGAAAUAAGACAUUAAAGUCAUAUGUCAGCUGCGUAGUUCCUCAUAGACCUCAUUAACCUCUUGACAUGCAUUGGGUUAUAAUAUUCAUGAAGUUUUGGUUCCGAUCAAUAGAGUCAUUAAUCAUCCAUUUUUGAGAUAAUGUGUUUAUACUUAGACGGCUUUAUAAAAUUGCACAGAAAACAAAUAUUGCAUAUGGGAAGGAUCUCAUGUAGUCCCCUCUAAUGUAUAUUAAAUGAAGACAAUAUCAUAUAACUUUUUUAAAAGGUAAAUGAAUACAAAUGUGGUUUUUGAGCCCCUGCUCAAACCAUGAGCAUAGCUUAAUUUCUUCAUCUGUGUACAAAGAAUGAGAACAUCACACAUAGCAGAGGACUGAGAACCGUAUAGGUAUCCAUCAUCCUUUAGGUCUAAGUGAGAAUUCCUUGGCCCCAGAGAUUAGACACCAAGCCCUGUUGAGCAAAGUAGAACCAUUUAUAUUUUGUCCUUGUAAUCCUUGAUAAUCAUAAUCAUUGAUUUGUCACCACUGUACCCAAGAGGGUACAGCCUCCUUGGAUGAGGUAGUGUUGCCUCUUACUCCCUGUCUCAGUCAGCGCCAGCCAGGCAGCACCCAGUCACUGCUAAGGAAUGAUGAAGAAAGGAAAAAGCGAGUGAGUAAGAGUCUGUAAGCUUUAAAUGUUAUUCAAGGUGGGAAGGUAUUAACAACCUGUUUACUAGCCGUCCACUCCCUCCGAGACAUAAUGUAAGCAUGUAACGUGUCUGGUUUCAUACAGUCUUAGCAGAAAAUGCCAGGACUUAAUUACAUUGUUAUCCCAAUCUUGUCAAUGAAGACAAUAAGGCUUUAAAAGGUCAGAUGCCUCGUCCAAAAUAAUAUUGCCAUACUAGAAUCAACUUUUGUUCAUGUUUUGUAUGUGCUGUCAAACAACGCAAUACGCUAAAAUAAAAAUCAACCGAAAACCUGGACCCUGACACCAAGUUCACUGUUAGGUGAAACUGUUAGACAUGACCCUAGUGGUGAGGACUGAAAUGUAGCAGGUCUGGCUGGCUAAGCUUUGAAAACCUUGUAAGCUUAAAUGACGAUAAUAAUUAGAACAUUGUAUCUUGAGACCAAAAAAAAAAAAAAAAGAAUAUUUAUUUCUAUAAAAGACAAUUAGAGAGUACAGCCUCAGGUUUUACGAUCUUAACUACAAAGGCAUGCACCCAUCAGUAAAAUAGCAAAAUAAUUAAUGGUAAAUCCCUGACCUCUAUCAAGUUCACUUUCUACAAACUCAAGAAAAUGAAAUGCCUCGAGCAGGAUUUUAAUCUAAUCUUGAUAUUUAACCUCACUUUUAUGCAGUUUGAUGUCAGCCUUUAAAAUAGCUACUUUUAAAAUUCAGAACACACGCAUUUCUGCUUAUAGUUUUCUUCUAUUAAGAUUUUUCUUGUUAAAAAAAAAAAGCUUAGUCCCUUCUACUUCUUAUUUUAGAAACCAAAAACCUAAAUUGCUUAGCCUUGUAGGAUUUAAUUAGGAGCCUAGCCAAAUGAAUGCAUAAUGUAAUGCACGUUAAUGGAGAAUUAACUUUGACAGCUAAUAUGAUUCUAAGCAGUGAAUUAUUAAGACAAAGAAGGAUUUGCAAAACUGGUAUGUUCGUUGUAGUAUCAAUCAUAAACUUAUCUUAAGUAAUGGAGUGUUUGUACACUUUUAUGGGCAAAAAUGUAAACUUUUUAUAAAUAGACUUAAAUUUAAAUAUAUUGGUGGUGGCUUAUUCUGUAACCCCGACAAUAGGUCCUUUCCUAAAAAUCCAGUAUAUUAUCUGGAGAGUGUAAGACAGUGCAAAGAUUCCUCCUUCUUGUACUCCUACUGAGGCCAUUUCAGGCUUAACUAGAAUUUGCUUGAUGGGGAGUCCCAUGAAAAUUGCCCAACUCUGCUCUAGGAGCCCAAGAUCAGGAUGUCCCAGCUAACUAAUCGUACCUUUUGCUAAACUGCCUUUUAUUCAAUCCUCCCCUUUCCAGCUAACUGUUUUUCUGAGCUUCUGGUAAAACAGAUUGCUUCAGAUGACUUACUUUUGCAAAAAACAAAAACAAAAAAAAAAAAACCCUGUGGCUACCAAGUAAGGUCCCAGGACAUGGUUUCUGCCUUUAAUAACUCUGUGUUCUAGAAAACUCAGGGCCACUCAGGUCUGCCUGCCCCCAAACACUCGGGUGUGGUAUUAGCUGUCUAGAAUAAAGACUUUAAAUGGCUAUAAACUUUAUCUAAGGUCUCAUCUCUGGUAGACUCUCAUGACACUGGUGAUUUAGGAUACGACAGCAUUUCUGGUUUACCUGUAUCUUUAAUACUCACUGCACGUCCAUCACUGGGUGAAAGACUCCUUGAAGAACCAGAGAACUAUGAAGACAUAGAUGCGAAAGGGAUCACUUUAACUGCGAGCGGAGAGGCAGGAUAAUAUAAAAGGGAAACUAAAUAACACUAAGGAUAUUUGAUAAAGCCGUUGGGCAGGGGGAGGAGAGAGAGAGAGAGAGAGAGAGAGGGAGAGAGAGAGAGAGAGGGAGAGAGAGAGAGAGAGAGAGAGAGAGAGAGAGAGAGAGAGAGAGAGAGAAACACAGAGUUUCAGGGAAGCCGCACUAGUUGAGGUGAUAAUACUCCCAACAUGAGCCAUAGACUACCUAACAAAACACCCAGUACCAGGCACAAGAAACCUUCCGAGUCAUUGCCUAUGAGAGAGUUCAAGAGACUCACAAAACAAGAUAGUCUAUUGCCAUUGCCCUUGAGUGCCUCCCAGAAAGUGAAGGUGCCACACUCUGCAGACACAGGGCUAGAGAGAUUCAAUCUAGGACUCACUUGAAAGCUGCCCUCCCCCCACGCCCCCGAUGUCUAGUUCUCGGUAUCAGAAGGUGCUAUGAGAGCAUCCAAGAGAGGGAAGUAAUCAGUCGUCCCGCCUGGCUGUACAGCCUGUGAACCAUAAUGACCAGCCUGGCAAGGGAUCCCCAAUAGUAAGUAUCAGCACGUGUUUUAGGGGUAACUAACAGCUGUCUAAUUGGAUUUAAGGUUUCACUCAAUAGGAGUAACUUCAUGCCUGAUACUAUCAACCUAGCCAGCUGCCUGGAGAAGUACUAACGCCAUGUGCCUAAAGCAAUGAAAUUUCCAAGUUGUGUUUUAAUAACACGUAUCCUUAUACCAACGGAUAAGUAUAGCUCUUGUCAUCAUCAUCAUCAUCAUCACCAAAGAAGCUUAUUCUACAUCAGGUGCAGACCAUUAGAGACCCACAAGUGAAGAAAAUACAAUAAAAAAAAUGAUCAUGAAGUAUUGGCCCAAAUUGAUAAGUCUAUAGUACAUCCCCGACACUGACGCCUCAGGAAACAGAGGGUAUGGAUGUUGCAAGAGCCACAGGCCAGGGUGCCUUGCUGUUAGACAGUGUCCUCCAGACAUGAUGGGGAAGCUACACCCAUAAAUUUUCAACAAUAUGAUUGUCCAAAAAGAACCCUGCAUAAUGGCCAGCGUGCAUGGGAGAAAUCUCACAGGUCUCACCCCUAGAUAAUGAGCCACAGGCAGUCAGCGACUGCGGAGACAAGAAUUGGUUUUCUCCGAGGACAAGCUCCACGAUGUUAGCUAAUCCCAAGCGCAGCCCUAAACACAUGCCAUGCUAAAUACACUCAGUAGGUUCUAUACACAUAUGCAUGUACACCCGUCGUGUAUGUGUGCAUGAUAUGUGUUAUGUAUAUAUGUAAAUGUGUAUAUAUGUACCAGUAAUUGAAGAGAUCAUGAAUUUGAAUGGAAGUGGGUGUGGCCAUGGUAAUAGUCGGAGGAAGGAGGCACGCGUAAAAUUCUCAGAAAAAUAAAAUAUUUCAAUUUAGAAAGUUCUAAGUGUAAGAUGAGCAGUUGGUGGGUUCUUUUUUAAUAUUGAGGAUGGGACUUCCUCAAUGUGGUUGCUAAACUCUCCAAGCCCAAGCCCUGUAUUAAUCUUACAUUACAUCCGUAAUUUUGGUGAAAUUUAAUCAUUUUCUCCCAUGUGCUUGGCAGACAGGCACAUAGAAUACAAAAUGAAUGGUCUUUCACAGCAGAGAACUUAAACUGGUUGGAAGGAAACUGAAUUUAGAUGAUGAGCAUAAGGACAAAACAAAACGAGGACAUCAGCCUCGUGAGGGAUCUGAAGAGAAAGAUGACCUGUACCUGGACAGCUCUCAGGGCAGAGAAGGAAGGGCUCUGCCCAUGUGAUUCCAUCCUCCAUAGGCCCUCACUGCAUCCUACCGAGCCUCGCAGUACUCUCAUCUAGUAAGCAUUCUACUUGAUCAUCAAAACUACAGAUGAUAACCGUAAUAGGUUUCACAAAUAGCCUGGAAUUGGAGUACAGUUCUUUUUUCUACUUUCAACCUGAGAAACUAUGUCCUGUUGGUUCAGAUGAACAUUUAUAGUAAAUGGAAAAAUACAGAAGCAAGUGGGGGAGGUGUGUCUGUUUGAUAGUAGGAAGUUCUGAAUGUCACCCAACAGCCUAUUGUGAAAGCCUACUGACCUUCAGAGCCUAGCCGCUCAGGGUAACUGUAACCUUUCCACCCUAACCUUCACAUCCUCCUCACUGAUUCGCACAGGAAAACCCCAGGUAGAUAUAUGUUGCUGUUGUUGUCAUUGUUGUUGUGGUCAUAAUUGGAAACAUCUGAGGUUUUAAUCCAGCUUCCUUUUGUAUUCAGUACGAUGCAUUCAUUUGCCUUAGCAAGAAUAUAUUAGAUGCUCACUCCAUGUCAAGAAGUGACACCAACUAAAGAAGGCCACCACCGACUUUUUAAUCCAGUGGAGCACUACAGGAAAUGCCGUAGAGAUAUAUAAACGUGAAUUUCCAGCAAGUUCUCUGAUGAGGGGAAAUCUCGUCUUCAUGAGAAAGACACAGAGACGUGUCUGAAGAAAUGAUAACUCAGACAUUAAGACAGAGAAGAAGUAAGCAUUUCCUCACCCCAGGGGUGACGUGCAGUGACACCUUGGAGGAAGAACUGUAAAGCCGUAGAGUGGAGAGAGCAGGGCCCAAGGGGUAGGAUGGAAGGAAAUAUCAGGGCAGGUGUUUACAGGAGGCAAGGGCUUUCAGAACAACUGGGUAGCCACUGGGGUGCUGAAGUGAAGGAAAGUGAAGGAGAUGAUACACUUCCCUUUCUGUAAGACCUCUGGCUGCAUUCUGGAGAAAGUACAGAACACUGGAACAGUCGCAAGAAUACCUUGGGUAAUUUGUAUACUCACCAUUAUUUGAGAAUUACUAUAGACAGACUGUUUUAUUAAGAUACUAAAAACAUUUUGCCCUAGGGAAAUAAUUUAGAUAGAAUUAAUUCAAUGGAACAUCAAAAUAUGUAUUGUCUUCUUUUUUAGGUAAGCAAUUUAAAUAAAAUUAUUCACCACAACUAAACAAAUAUCGAAUUGUAUGUUUCUCAGGCAUUUUUCUAAAGACUAUCAGUCAUAGAAAUGGCAGAUACGGUGUUUCCUCCUGAGGAGUCUCGAGGGAUGUGAUCCAAGAGAAGCAGCUCACCAAAGCAGUGGGAAUGAAAUGAAUGAAACGGAGGGCUCAAGACCAGCAAGUGUGGGAUGCGCUAUGCAGAAGGAAAGGAGCGUCUCAGUGAGGAGGAAGGCAGAAAGGGCAGGCAAGCUCAGGAUGACACUAGGGACUCAACUCACUGGAUGGAGAGGCUGGGGCCCAGUGGAAAGACUUAGAACGCUAACAGCAUAUUUUAAUGUGUGGGCAGUGGAGGAACCAUGAAGGUUUCAGGGAGAAAGUAAACAAACCAGGGCUACUUCGAGCCUGGCAAAUGUUUCCUGUCACCUUUUCUACUUGGCAUACAGACAAAUUACCUCUUUAAGCCUAUUCUGCAGGUACGCAGACGGCGUGACUGAGUUUGGGAAAUGGAAUCUAAGGUGUGCCAGCCCCUUCCGAGUUUCUAAAAUUUCUCUCAUAAUCCUUUGUUUUCUUGCCUGAUAAGAAACACCCUAUAGAUUCUAUAUAUCUGACACACUAUUUGCAUUUUGAUGUUGGCAUCGAAACAGAACCUGAAGACGUACUGUUGACAUGGCGUCCGUUAUUUCCCGCUAACAGGCUAUAUUUUUU